Messenger RNA from Erinaceus europaeus (western European hedgehog), 927 nucleotides. RefSeq names its product olfactory receptor 6B1. Gene Ontology annotation, cellular component: membrane. The coding region runs from base 1 to 927 and encodes 308 amino acids. The transcript has a single exon. Gene Ontology annotation, molecular function: olfactory receptor activity; G protein-coupled receptor activity. The record is from RefSeq and is a predicted model, not a curated record. Gene Ontology annotation, biological process: G protein-coupled receptor signaling pathway. Lineage: Eukaryota; Metazoa; Chordata; Mammalia; Eulipotyphla; Erinaceidae.
AUGGAAAUGGAGAACCAGACGCGGGUCAACAAGUUCAUUCUGGUGGGUUUCCCUGGGAGCCCAGGCAUGCGUGCAGCUGUAUUCCUGAUGUUCUUAGUGGCAUAUGUAUUGACGGUGGCUGAGAACGUGAUUAUCAUUCUGCUGGUGCAGCAGAACCGGCCACUACACAAGCCCAUGUACUUUUUCUUGGCCAACCUGUCCUUCUUAGAGACCUGGUACAUCUCCGUGACGGUGCCCAAGUUGCUGUUUAGUUUCUGGUCGGUGAGCAACAGCAUCUCGUUCACCCACUGCAUGAUACAGCUCUACUUCUUCAUUGCACUCAUGUGCACAGAGUGUGUGCUCCUGGCUGCCAUGGCCUAUGACCGCUAUGUGGCCAUCUGUCGCCCCCUCCACUACCCCACCAUCAUGAGCCAUGGACUCUGCUUCCGCCUGGCUCUUGGUUCCUGGGCCACUGGUUUUGGCAUCUCUUUGGCCAAAAUCUACUUCAUCUCCCGCCUCAGCUUCUGUGGCCCCAAUGUCAUCAAUCACUUCUUCUGUGAUAUCUCUCCAGUACUGAAUCUCUCUUGUACAGAUAUGUCCCUUGCUGAACUGGUGGACUUUGUCCUGGCACUGGUCAUCUUUCUCUUGCCCCUCUCAAUCACUGUUCUGUCCUAUGGCUGUAUUCUGGCCACCGUGGUCCGGAUGCCCACAGGCAAGCAGAAAGCCUUCUCCACAUGUGCCUCCCACCUAGUGGUGGUCACCAUCUUCUAUUCUGCCACCAUUUUCAUGUACGCCCGGCCCCGUGCCAUUCAUGCCUUCAACAUGAACAAAGUGAUUUCCAUCUUCUAUGCCAUUGUCACUCCUGCACUCAACCCUUUCAUUUAUUGCCUAAGGAACAGAGAGUUCAAAGAGGCUCUGAAGAAACUGACCUCUUGUCAGGCCGUUUGA